AUGAAGCCGCCCUUCGACAUGGACCUCAAUUUGAAUGAUAUGCCGCCUGAGGAUUCGGCGACGCGUGCCCCUAGCCCGCCCCCUACCGCACAGCCAGUGAUCAAGUCGCCGUCGCAACUGAGCAUUGCUUCCUAUCGGGAGAGAAAGGAGCACGAAGCCGCCAUGCGCGCCGCAACUGCAGCCCCCUCACCAACAUCUCCCAUCCAUAAUCAGCAUGCUGCCGAUAGCAGCCCUCAUUCCAUCCUCUACCUCCUCCAAGACCAGGGGCCUUCGUCAUCACAUGGAGUCAUCAGCGAUCAGGGGAUGUUUUCGUUCCUGCCCAAGGGUCUGGAUCAGACGUUCGCCUUCUCCACCUCGCACCUCCCCUCCUUCGUCAGCUCUUCUUCAGCCUCUACUUCGCAAUCAUUCCCUGCCACGACUUCCAUUUCGACCGAGCCCACAGAAUCUCGCGAGCCGAUUCGAGUAGCGGGUGAGCCCUUGCAUGUCGAGCAAGUGGAGAAAUCAGCAGCACCAGAGGAGGCGAGAUCAGUGGAUGAGAGCCACGGUGUAGAGCAAUCGAUCGCGACACAUCAGCAGCAGCAACAACAAGAGAUUGCCGUCUCGCCAUCAUCUCCACCCCUUCCACUCGCGGCAUCAACAUCUCAGCCCACCGAACCGGCCAAGGUGGCCGCACCAGUGGAGCGAAAGGACGAGUCACGCGCGGAUGCCGAGGAGGGACCUCCAGCCGACGCCACCGGUCCUACUCAGGCGGAGGCCGCCAGCGCCACGGGCAACGCCCCAGAGCAGCUGGCCGAGCCAUCUGAGAUCGCCCAGCAGACGUCCACCGAACCAUCAUCACAGUCCUCUUCACAGUCACAGUCACAGACCUCUUCUUCUCCUCCUCCUCCUUCUUCUCCUUCUGCUUCCUCUUCUUCGUCCGACACGUCGGCUACCACAUCAUCCGCCGCUUCGACCGCCGCUUCUGCGGAUCAGACCUCCACCGCGGCAGAGACCGCGCAAGCGGAGGUUCCGCCCGAGUCGGCGGCGGUCGCCAGCGCCAGCGCCGAGCCCGCUGCCGUUCCCUCAUCGAAGCCCGAGCCGGUGCAGCCCGAAUCUGGGUCUGCCGCUGCCGCUGACGGUGGUGAGAGCUUGGCCGCCGACGCCGACGCCGACGCCGACGCCGCUGCUGCCGCCGCGGCCUCGGGCAAGCCGCCUCGUGGGUCGGAGGUGUUCGUGGGCGGACUCGGCAAGGACGUCAACGAAGCCGACCUCUACUCGGCCUUUGCCAACGUGGGCGAAAUUUUCGAGAUUCGGCUGAUGAAGGACGCGACCACGGGCGAGUCGAAGGGCUACGCCUUCGUACGGUUCACGAGCCCCAAGUUUGCCAAGCUGGCCGUCCAGCAGGUCGACGGCGCGGUGCUCAAGGGCCGCAAGGUCGGAGUAGUGCACUCCAACGACAACCAGACCCUCUUUCUGGGCCACCUCGACAAGGACUGGCGGCAAGACGACCUCGAUCAGCACCUCCGCGAUGCCAAGAUCAAGGGCGUCACCACAAUCACCCUCAUGAAGGAUACGACGAACAUGGCACGAAAUCGCGGCUUCGCGUUUGUCGAGUUCAGCUCGCACGAGGAGGCGGCCAAGGCCCAUGCCAAGAUCAUGAAGCCCGGCUUCCGGCUCGCUGAUGUCGACGUGAAGGUGGAUUGGGCCGAACCGCUGAACGAGCCGAGUGAAGAGGUGAUGUCCAAGGUCAAGUCCAUCUACGUGUGCAACCUGCCGGUGGACGUCAACGACGACCUCAUCCGCUCGCUUUUUGCCGAGUUUGGCGAGAUCGAGCGCAUCGUCCUCUCCAAAAACCUCAAGUCUGCCCGCAGAGACGAUUUUGCAUUUGUGAACUACACCGAACGAUCCGCUGCGCUGGCGGCCAUCGACGCGCGGCACGGCUACAAAGUCGAUGACGACCACGUGCUGGAUGUCACCUUGGCCAAGCCCGUGACCGAGCAGGACAAGCAGAGGGACAAGGCGUUCGGCGCGCGGGGCGGGCGCGACGGCCAGUACCAGUACGACCGGAGCGGCCGGGGCGGUGGCAUGGUCGGACGCGGCAGUGCCAGCCGAGGCGGCGGACUCGGCGGUCGUGGCGGCGGCGGCGACUUUCCAGGAAUGCGAGGCGGCUAUCGCGAUCAUCGCGGCGGCCGCGGCGGCGGCUUCGACAGCGGCUACUCGCCGGAUCGCCGAGGGACCCCGCGCGUAGGCCGUGGCGGUCGCGACUGGGAAGGGCCGCCGAGCUAUCCCCCGCCCCCGCCUCACGGGUCGCCCUACGGCGGCGGCAACGAUGGCCGCGACUUCCGCGGAGGCCACCGCGGCGGCGGACGCUUCGGCGACUCGCGAGGACCCCGGUACGAUCGACAGCCCGACCACUACGGCCGAUAUGACGAUGGGAUGAUGGGCGGCCCCUCGGGCUUCGAAGCCCCGCCGAGCGCGCCGCUGCCCUACGUGCCGCCCGGGGCUCCGAGAGGCGGGUACGCUGGCGCGCGAGGAGGCUACAGGGGCGGAGGCAUGGUGGGCGCACCACCCCCGCUGCUUCCCCAACACCAGCCGUACGCCGCACCGCCGCCGCCGCCGCACAUGGCGGGCGCCGCUCCGGACUACGACCCGGCCACUGGUCGGAAGCGGCGGUUCGGCGAGGUCGGGAUGGGCGGCGCUGGCCGGGGCGGACGUCCCGGCGCCGGACCCGGAUUUGCGCGGGCCACGCGACACAAGCCCGACGAGGGCCAGCCGUGGCAUCCGGGCAUGGAGUCCGUACCGCAGCCGCCACUUCCUCAGCCCGUGCCGCACCACGGCGCGUGGGGCGACAUGUCCGCGCAGCAGCCACACAUGCCAAUGGGACAGCAUCCGUCGAUGUCCUCGCAGCCGCACGCACAGCAUCAGUACCGACCGCAGCCUGCCGGCGGCGGCUGGGGCCAACAGCCCACGGCAGCCUAUGGCGCUCAGCACACGCCGCAAGCCUAUCCGAGCUAUCCGCAGCCGUCGGCCAUGGGAUAUCCCGCAGCCGCCGCGCAGCAGCCCUACGGAUACGCGCAACAGACCGCCUACACGGCGUACCAGACGCCGCAGCCCUACGCCGCAGCGGCACAGCCAAACGUCUACGGCACGCCGAUGCCGCCGCAGCAACAGCAGCACGCCGCCUAUACCGCCUACCCCACGGCUCAGCCCUACGCGGCCGCGGGCCAACCCUACGUCGGCGCUGCGACGCAGCAGCAGGCCUACGCCACCGGUGCGACCGCCGCCUAUCCGGGCGCGCAGCAGAUGGGGAGCUACUACGGGCACACGGCGACUGUCGUCACCGCACCGCCGCCUCAGCCGUCGUCGGGCCAGCAGCCGACGCGGCAGUGA
Molecule: messenger RNA, 3369 nt
Organism: Acanthamoeba castellanii str. Neff
Lineage: Eukaryota; Discosea; Longamoebia; Acanthamoebidae
Product: RNA recognition motif domain containing protein
Exons: 10
Coding region: 1-3369 (1122 amino acids)
Cellular component (GO): nucleus
Molecular function (GO): mRNA binding
Source: RefSeq, a predicted model, not a curated record